Cucumis sativus (cucumber) is the source of this 2063-nucleotide messenger RNA. RefSeq lists its product as uncharacterized. The transcript is spliced from 2 exons. Bases 210 to 1919 code for a protein of 569 amino acids. The record is from RefSeq and is a predicted model, not a curated record. NCBI's taxonomy places the organism in Eukaryota, Viridiplantae, Streptophyta, Magnoliopsida, Cucurbitales, Cucurbitaceae.
CCAGUAUGAGAUAAAUUAUUAAUUGGGCUUGAUUCAUUGAACUCAUUGCAUGGAGCCCAACAAAAUGGACAGAGUAAUAAAUAAGGCCCGAAGCUCACUCAUGGGCCAUUAGCCUUUUCAUUUGAUCAUUUAUUUGUUUUUUUUAUGACAGCGCGUUUUCCCCAACAUUCAAAGUUCAAACCGAAGAUGUCUGGAAAGUGUUCGUGAGAAUGCCCAUCACGAACUCCAUCGCUAGCUCUGUCGACAUCAAAACUCUUCGAAGAUCUCCAAGAUUUCUACCUUCUACUCAGCAGCAGGAAUUUUCCACUACGCCAAGAUCUCUGAGGUUUCUGCGAAGGAAUGAAAUUUCAUCUCCUACAACCCCGACCUUCAGCCGUGCUCAGUGCCCAAUCCGCCAGGUACACUCUUCCCACGCUUCUCUCAAACCUUCUAAGAAUGUUUCUCUUAAAACCCCUAAAUCUGUUCGUGUAAAUACCCCGAAAAGAACGAGUAAAUCUGGUGUUGUUUCGAGUAAAAACAAGGAUUCGAGUACUGGGUCGAAAAAGUAUUCGAUAUUUGAAAAUGGGUUUAAGGAAAAACGGUCUCCAAGACGAUCCCCUAGGUUAUCCUCUGCGCCGAAGAUUGACAAUGCGCUCGAGGGUCGUAACGCGAAAGUUUCAAAGAGUUCAAUUUCCUCCGGAGGGUGUUCGAAUGAUUUGAAAAAUCCAAGCCCUAAUGUGAGAAGAUCUCCAAGAUUCAGUAAUGGAGUUGGGGGGAAUCGAAGUUUCGGCAAUUCCCACAGUUUUUCGGGUCAGCAGGCUGGUCUCGAGAAGAGUAGCCGAAAACGGGAGAAUCAUAGUGGUUCGAGAAGAACAACUGGGUCAUUACGUGAUCUGAAUGUUGAUGCAAGUGUGAGCUCCCAUGGGAAAAAAGUGGCCGCAGCGGAGAGAAAGAAGGGAAAUUCUGCUGAUCAUGAGGAUAUUGCAACAAAAGCUGAGGAAAAACAAGUAGUUGAUGGAGAAAUGGAAAAGAAAUCAGUGGGUACAAGGAAAAGAAAGCGAGAGGAUGGCGUGGUUGGGAUUAGACAAGGGUGGACUAAGGAACAGGAAGUCUCAUUGCAGAGAGCAUAUUAUGCUGCAAAGCCCACUCCCCAUUUUUGGAAGAAGGUUUCCAAAUUGGUGCCUGGAAAGUCUGCCCAAGAUUGCUUUGAUAAAGUUCAUUCCGACCAUAUGACCCCUCCGCAACCUCGGCCUCGAUUCAGAACACGGAGUACAAAACCAUCUCCAAUGGAACUCUUGUUUUCAGAGUGUGAGCUUCUAAAUGUUGAUGGUGCGAAGUCGAGAAAGCCUAGAGGUAAGAGUCAGAAAAGUCAUAAUGCACAGAAAGCUGUGAGAUAUUUGUUAGAGAAGAACUUUCAGGGGGCCAUUAACUAUGAGGCCGAUUUGUUUUCACAACUUGAGCCAAAUAUUAAUCUCUCUAACCGUACCCCUCUUCCAAGUAAACAACUCUCUAGCAUCAUGGAUUUACAGGGAAACCAAGGAUUCCUCCAUGGGAGAUCCUUGUCAAAUCACAAGAAGCCACUUUCUAGAUUUAGCACCUCAGUUGAGAGAGUUGUUAGUCCACCAGUACUCAAACAGGUGAAGAACAGGGUCUUGCACGAGAAGUAUAUCGACCAGUUACAUAGUAGGGAAGCAAAGAGAAAAUCAAUGUCAAAAUGCAGAAAAAGUUGCAUCUCCAAAGAGGUGGGUUCAUCAAAGGAAAUCCAUGCCACAAGAACUAAUGAUCUUAGAGCUGCUAAAAAUGCAUUAAUUUCUGAUGCAAGGGAUGCCAUCCAACAAUUACAACACUUGGAAACCAAUGCCAUGAACAAUAUUCCUGGUUUUGAAGACGAUGAAGAUUUUUGCGAUAAUGUUGAUUAUGAUGAUGAAGAUGAUCCUUGAUACAUUCAGUUCUUUUAUCUUCACCUAAAUGCCUGGGAUAACAUGUAUCUGUGUAUAAAGAGAAUUUUUCUUUCCAUUUUGUAGUUACUAGCUUUCAGAAGUUUCAGUCUAUGCUAAUUGCAAUUCUAGAUGCCUUUCAAUCUU